This is a messenger RNA of Trametes versicolor FP-101664 SS1, 714 nucleotides long. RefSeq lists its product as uncharacterized. The annotation marks the transcript as partial. NCBI's taxonomy places the organism in Eukaryota, Fungi, Basidiomycota, Agaricomycetes, Polyporales, Polyporaceae. The transcript has a single exon. The record is from RefSeq and is a predicted model, not a curated record.
UGGGCCGCGGACCGUACACUCAAAAUCCUAAACGUAUAUGCCCCGAACGAGGCCGCAGCAAAUGCCAACUUCUGGAAGACCAUUGAGAAUGCAAACCUGGGAAGAAUAGACAUACUGCUGGGGGAUUGUAAUGUAGUUGAAGAUAGGGCGGACAGGCUUCCACCCCGAGAGGACCCAGAAGCACCGCGGGAAGCCCUGCAAGCCCUAUGCGCCAAACACACACUUCUUGAUGGAUGGAGACCUGCCCACCCCCUGGAAAAGGGCUUCACGUACCUCCAGGAAAGUACCUCAGCCCAGUCAAGGCUGGACAGAAUAUAUGUCCGCCGUGCAAUGGCCCGAGACUGCUCGGACUGGAGCAUCGUAGAGCCAGGGAUACCAACUGACCACCUGAUGGUGGUGGUGGCAGUGGAGAAUUACAAAGCACCCUUUAUAGGGAAAGGCCGUUGGGUCAUGCAACCGCACCUCCUGGAGGAUGAGGAUAUGAAGAAGACAAUGAUAACGCUCGGAGCUGAACUGGUCCGUGACAUCAACGGCCUGACCACCAGGACACCAGAACGGAACCCGCAAACGCUAUACGCAAACUUUAAACACAAGCUGAUCCAGGCGGCGCGAACACGUGCCAAAGAGAAGAUCCCUAAAAUGCAGAAAAGGAUGGAGAGGCUGAGGAGUGAUCUUAGAGAAACCCUCCAGCAGCCCCACAGCGAGGGCCCUCAG